Messenger RNA from Phycomyces blakesleeanus NRRL 1555(-), 1839 nucleotides. RefSeq lists its product as hypothetical. Lineage: Eukaryota; Fungi; Mucoromycota; Mucoromycetes; Mucorales; Phycomycetaceae. The transcript has 4 exons. Gene Ontology annotation, biological process: protein phosphorylation. The record is from RefSeq and is a predicted model, not a curated record. Gene Ontology annotation, molecular function: ATP binding; protein serine/threonine kinase activity. The annotation marks the transcript as partial.
CUUUCUUCUCCUCCUUUUAUUCCUUACUUUUUGCUUUUAAAAAAUUACCUUUCCAGCAAGGACUAUGCGUGACUCAUCCACCAGUCCAGUCCAGUCCACACCAUCCACAGAGUCAUCGGCAUGUAGUGUUCUGAGUCAUGAAAACGGAAAACAUCUCGAGAUCGCCGUCAUCGAAUCCACAAUGAUGGUUCAUGAAUACGAUUCCAAAAAACAACGACGCGUGCGCAAAGCCCUGACCGUAUUUAAUGUGAUUGUUGAAGACAAACACCAAAAUUUGUCACUUAUACGAUACGUUCCAGACUUUGUUGAAUUUGACAAGAUGAUCAAACUGCAUUACCGCAAAUGCAAACUCUCCUUGCCUCCAUUGUCAGAACCAGAUCUAGGCGUAGACGGUAAACGUGCCCGUACACUGAGAUCCUUCAUACUCAGUCUGUCGAAACUACGUUACGUAAAGCCCAAUUCUGAAAAGAUCGAGUGGUACUUGCGGAGAUGCGCACUCGAUCCGUUUAUCAGUCGAUCAUCUCUGUUUCGAGAUUUCUUGUCAGCCCAGAGAGACGAAGACAGUGUGGGAUCCAAAGAUGGAGUGCAACACUAUGUUAACCGUCAAUGGCAAGAGAAUCAACAAUCUAUCCUUGCACAAGACGAUGUAUUCUCAUUGGACCCUCCUACCCAAAUCCAGGAAUCAACUGUGCCACAAGCUAUUCUGCCACCUACCCCGGCACCACUUGAAUGGCAACCUGCCUCAUCCACAUCAGAAUCACUUUCCACCGCCUCAAUGCUCCAAUGUCAAUCUCAGAUGAAGGAAUUAUUGAAGAUGAAGACCCAUUGCCACCCCAAAGAGUAACCAUUCAGGAUUUUCAGUUUAUCAAGGUGCUCGGUAAGGGCUGUAUGGGAAAGGUGCUUUUGGUUCGGCACUUGCGUACCUCUCGCCUGUUGGCACUUAAAGCCAUCAGUAAAGAAUGGGUGAUUACUCAAAGUGAGGUUGAACACACACGCAUGGAACGAAAUAUUCUUACAACCAUUGCACACAUACGACAUCCUUUUUUGGUCAAGUUGCACCACUCAUUUCAAGAUGCAUCCCAGUUAUUCCUAGUCUUGGAUUACCAUGUCGGCGGUGAUCUAGCCACACAACUAGCCAAAUUCACUCGCUUUACACCUGACCGGGCCAGAUUGUACACGGCCGAGAUUGUGUUGGGAUUGCAAGAAUUACAUCGACUGGGGAUUCUUUAUCGUGACCUGAAACCUGAGAAUAUAUUGCUAGCAGCAGAUGGCCAUAUUAUCCUGACUGACUUUGGACUCUCGAAGCAGUUCACACCUGGAAUUAAUAACGAUGAUCAUCGAACUCGCACAUUUUGUGGGACAGCAGAGUAUUUGUCUCCCGAGUUAUUGCGGGGAGAAGACUAUGCAUUUGCAGUGGACUUUUGGAGUCUUGGGACGAUCCUAUAUGAAAUGCUGACAGGUGUUACCCCCUUUUGGGCCGAUACACAUGCAGAGAUGUACAAUCGGAUUGUAGAGGACCCACUUGAAUUUCCUGAAGACUUUGAGCCCGUGACGGCCAACUUCAUCAGUGGUCUUUUACAGCGCGAUCCUGCCAAUCGGCUCGGGGCCGGUCCAGAAGGACCCAUCACCAUUCGAUCCCAUCCUUAUUUUGAUACCCUUUCUUGGUCCGAAGUGUUCUAUAAGCGCACCCGACCCCCUUAUGUCCCGCUUGUGAGAUCCGAAACAGAUUUUAGUAACUUUGACCGAGACUUUUUGGAAAUGACUCCCCGCCUCAGCCCACCCAAUGAAGAUGCCUUGUUGACCCAAAGUGUCCAGCAGGCGUUCCACGGCUAUUCCUAC